GUGUGUGUGUGUGCUGCUGGUGUCUCGACAGCAGAGCUUCACUUCACAGUUCACACAUAUGGCAAAGACUUCACGUUAAAUACACUUUCCUGACGCUAGUGCAACAUUCCGCGCGUACGGCCGUCGACUCAACGCGCAACACUUCAGCAAGAAAUACUGUUUCUAGUGAAAAUCCCGCGGAGGAAUAAGCAGAGAAAAGCAACACGUAUCCGGUGGGAUUUGAGUCCCGAGAGAGAGAGAGAGAGAGAGAGAUUGGAGCGAGCGAGAGAAAGAAGAAGAAGAGGGGGGAGCUGGUUAAGAGUUUCUCCAAAAGUGGAAACAGACGGGGGACGUUAUUGUCCGUUUAUCCAACAGCAGACGCACAUCUUUGUGAGGAAUAAUGAGGAACCUUUGGAUGAUAUUAACCCUCGGCCUGACAGUUUUUCUUGCGGGAGAAAGGAUAGCGGUCGCGGCAGCCAAAUCCCCCUCUUUAACCGAUGACUUAUAUCUGGACCAGGCGGGAUCAGGUUUCCCUGAAGAUGAUGAUGACUUCAACUCUGGAUCGGGAUCAGGGGCUGGAGACGAGAUAGAAGUACCUGUCACAGUAAAAACAUUGUUCAUCGUGCCUAAAGCGAAGCCCACACAGGACUCCACCAAAGACUUUACACCGAAAGUGGAGAUAUCUACAACGCGCGAUGUCCCCAAAGAUUCAAAGAAACGAACUAGGAUAGAGGCCCCGGUUGUCACAGAGGACCCGCGCAGAAUCCCAGCCACAAGUACCACCAGUUCUCCUAGUUCCCCCGUGGACGUCCAGUCUGAAAAUCUCUUCCAGAGGACAGAGGUUUUGGCAGCUGUCAUCGCAGGCGGAGUCAUCGGCUUCCUCUUUGCCAUCUUCCUCAUCCUCCUCUUGGUGUACCGCAUGAGAAAGAAGGACGAAGGCAGCUACGACCUCGGAGAGAGGAAGCCCUCCGGAGCGGCUUACCAGAAAGCUCCCACCAAGGAGUUUUACGCAUAGACUCACUCGCAAAACCGAGCUUCACCAAUCAGAGUGACGGUCUGAUAUCAGUGACCACGACACGACACUUGUCCUACGUAAACGUUGUACGUGAUUGAGGAAAAAAAUAACAUAAAGGAAAGCUUUUGCAUAGAGUAUUGUAAUUAAGAUCUUUUCUUUCCUCUUUUUUUAUGAAAAAAAAAGCGAGCAUUGCUUAUUUUAUUGCAAAUCUCUCUGUAUUUAAACAUUAUUUUCUGUGUAUUUGAAAAGGCUGAAAAGACAAAAACCACAAUCUGUAAAAAGGUGAGGAUAUUCGCAUCCGUCUUCUGUCAAAGGAGCCGUUUUUAGUCGCUGACUACUUUUUAACUGUAGCAGUAUGUAUUUGUAAAGAUAAACUUUAAAGUGGAAUAAUUGAAUAUAAUUGUUCUGUAUCAGUCCUGUUUUCAUUUCUCAUUUUUUUUGUUUUUUUUUUGUCGUAGCAUGUUGAUCAUAAAAAUGUAUUUCGUUAAUUUAUCUUUUUCUCCGAUGUUGGAAAAAAUGCCUUUCUGUAGUUUUCAGAACUUUUCUGUCUUUACGGCUUUAUGAGCCGAUGUAAAUGUUUUCCCUGCAGGUUGCAAUGUUUAUUUUUUAUUUUACAACUCGGUUACAUGGACGAUUCAGAGUGAUGUUUUGUGCUGCGUCACAGUUCAACGUAGAGCAUUGCUGUUCGGUGCUCAGUCCUAGAAUUAAAUGAUUUGAGCCUUGCAGCAUUUGGGGUUUAAAAAAUGACCAUGUAAGCCCUCUCAUAAACCGGUUCUGUAAACCUGUCCUCAGAUCUGGAAAGAACCAAUGAGCCUGGAGCUUUUCUCCUUUACUCUGUGGUCCUGAUGAGAGACCGGCUCUUAGACACGUGGAUAAUUGAUGAGUAACUGUAAAUUAACACAGUUUCAUUUGCUGAAUUGGAUGACGAUAUAUUAUGUGUCUGAAUCUAAGCAGAACAGGAUUGAGCCAUGCAGCAUAUAAAUGGCUCUGAUGCUCAUCAAAACCCUUUAAGAAGGCCGGUUAUGUUCCCUACAAGUGCUGGCAUGUUCUUUUUAGGGUCCAUGAGAGGUAUCGUAAAUCUGCUUCUGCUCCGUCUCUAUCUUUCCUCUCUCGCCCUCUUGUUUUUCUCAGUAUGCCCGACUGUGACCAACACCCGUAAGUGACUGUACAGACCCUAACCUAGAAGCUAGCGCUCAACACAGCAAGGUAUUGAGAAACCAUAGGCAAACCCAAAGACUCGAUUUGAUUUUCACAUUGUUGCGUGUUCCUUCGGCCACAUUUGAAUUUUUGUUUCAUUUUAAGCUGUUUCGACAUCUGACCGGUGAGUCCAGUUACUUAUUCACGUAUGGGAAAAAUCUAUAUAGAAUUAUAUAUAUAUAAAUGUAUAUUCACAAAUGUUUUAAACCUUCAAAGUGCCUACCAUUUGGAAACGUGCAAAUGUCUGUUUCGAUUCGAGGCGACGCGUACGCCAAAAUGGCUGAAGUGAUCGUAUUGUGUAAGCACAGCAGACUGAAAUGGUUUUUUAGUUGUACAAAAAGCAGACAGUAUUGUACCUAUAAGUUAAAACAACACUACUGAAUAAACAUUGUGGCCUAAA
Messenger RNA from Paramisgurnus dabryanus, 2591 nucleotides. RefSeq names its product syndecan 2 (gene sdc2). NCBI's taxonomy places the organism in Eukaryota, Metazoa, Chordata, Actinopteri, Cypriniformes, Cobitidae. Gene Ontology annotation, biological process: cell migration. The record is from RefSeq and is a predicted model, not a curated record. Gene Ontology annotation, cellular component: membrane; cell surface.